Molecule: messenger RNA, 2576 nt
Organism: Spinacia oleracea (spinach)
Lineage: Eukaryota; Viridiplantae; Streptophyta; Magnoliopsida; Caryophyllales; Amaranthaceae
Product: heat shock cognate protein 80
Exons: 3
Coding region: 242-2332 (696 amino acids)
Biological process (GO): protein folding
Molecular function (GO): ATP-dependent protein folding chaperone; ATP binding; ATP hydrolysis activity
Source: RefSeq, a predicted model, not a curated record
UUCUUUCCAACUAAUCAAUCACCCAAAAAAAAGAAAAAGAAAAAUCCGCUCCGAGUUUUCAUAAGCUUUCACGUUCAAAUAGAAGGAUCUAGAAACCCUAAUAUAUUACCCCCUAUAAAACUCCCUCCUUCCCCACUCUCAUUCCGCCUCUUACUCCUUAAACCCUAACCUCCCAUUCUCCUUUCCUCAGUUCUCUCUCCUCAAUUCAAAGUCGAUCUACAAGGUCAGAGAAUCCGUAACAAUGGUGGAAGCCGAGACGUUUGCCUUCCAAGCUGAGAUCAACCAGCUUCUUAGUCUCAUCAUCAACACUUUCUACAGCAACAAGGAGAUCUUUCUUCGUGAGCUUAUCAGUAACUCUUCCGAUGCUUUGGAUAAGAUCCGUUUUGAGAGCUUGACCGACAAAAGCAAGCUCGAUGCUCAGCCAGAGCUCUUUAUCCAUAUUGUCCCAGACAAGACCAACAACUCUCUGUCAAUCAUUGACAGUGGUAUUGGAAUGACCAAGGCUGAUUUGGUGAACAACCUGGGUACCAUUGCCAGGUCUGGAACAAAGGAAUUCAUGGAAGCUUUGUCAGCUGGAGCUGAUGUCAGUAUGAUUGGUCAGUUUGGUGUGGGUUUCUACUCUGCAUACCUUGUUGCAGAGAAGGUUAUUGUCACAACAAAGCACAACGAUGAUGAACAAUACGUAUGGGAAUCUCAAGCUGGUGGUUCCUUCACAGUGACCAGGGACCCUGGGGAGUCCAUUGGCAGGGGUACAAAAAUUACUCUCUUCCUUAAGGAGGACCAACUUGAGUACCUUGAAGAGCGUCGCCUCAAGGAUCUUAUCAAGAAGCACUCUGAGUUCAUCAGCUACCCUAUUUCUCUAUGGACCGAGAAGACCAUUGAGAAGGAGAUAUCUGAUGACGAGGACGAAGAAGAGAAGAAGGAUGAGGAAGGUAAAGUAGAGGAUGUCGAUGAGGAAAAAGAGAAAGAAGAGAAGAAGAAAAAGAAGAUCAAGGAGGUCUCUAAUGAAUGGACUGUUGUUAACAAGCAAAAGCCAAUCUGGAUGAGGAAGCCAGAAGAGAUCACCAAGGAGGAGUAUGCUGCUUUCUACAAGAGUCUCACCAACGACUGGGAAGAGCAUUUGGCAGUGAAGCAUUUCUCUGUUGAGGGUCAGUUGGAGUUCAAGGCUGUCCUCUUUGUGCCUAAGAGAGCACCUUUUGAUCUCUUUGACACCAAGAAGAAGCCUAACAACAUCAAGCUAUACGUUCGUCGUGUCUUCAUCAUGGACAACUGUGAAGACUUGAUCCCAGAGUACCUCAGCUUUGUUAAGGGUAUUGUUGAUUCUGAGGAUCUUCCUCUUAACAUCUCCAGAGAGAUGUUGCAGCAGAACAAGAUCUUGAAGGUGAUCAGGAAGAAUCUUGUCAAGAAGUGUGUUGAGCUUUUCUUUGAAAUUGCUGAGAACAAGGAAGACUACAACAAAUUCUACGAAGCUUUCUCUAAGAAUUUGAAGUUGGGAAUCCACGAGGACUCCACAAACAGGACCAAGUUCGCUGAGUUGUUGAGGUACCACUCGACCAAGAGUGGUGAGGAGAUGACCAGCCUUAAGGACUACGUUACAAGAAUGAAGGAGAGCCAGAGUGAGAUUUACUACAUUACUGGUGAGAGCAAGAAGGCUGUUGAGAACUCACCCUUCCUCGAGAAACUUAGGAAAAAGGGGUACGAAGUCCUCUACAUGGUUGAUGCCAUUGAUGAGUAUGCCGUUGGUCAGCUCAAGGAGUUUGAGGGAAAGAAGUUGGUCUCUGCUACCAAGGAGGGUCUAAAGCUUGAGGAGAGCGAAGACGAGAAGAAGAAGGCCGAAGAACAGAAGGAGAAAUUUGAGGGUCUAUGCAAGGUCAUCAAGGACGUCCUAGGCGACAAGGUUGAAAAAGUUAUUGUUUCUGACCGUGUUGUUGACUCUCCUUGCUGUUUGGUCACCGGUGAGUACGGCUGGUCUGCUAACAUGGAGAGGAUCAUGAAGGCACAAGCUUUGAGGGAUUCCAGCAUGGCUGGUUACAUGUCGUCUAAGAAGACCAUGGAGAUCAACCCCGAGAACCCCAUCAUGGACGAGCUGAGGAAGAGGGCUGAUGCUGACAAGAACGACAAGUCUGUUAAGGACUUGGUUCUUCUUUUGUUCGAGACUGCCCUUUUGACCUCUGGUUUCAGCCUUGACGAGCCAAACACUUUCGGAAACCGUAUUCACAGGAUGUUGAAGCUUGGUCUGAGCAUUGACGAUGAUGAAGGUGAAGCUGAUGUCGACAUGCCUGCACUUGAGGAGGUCGAUACCGAGGGAUCCAAGAUGGAGGAGGUCGACUAAGCUUGAUGGUGGUGGUUUCUACUUUCUAGCUUUUUAUCAGGAAUUAUUUAGUGGUAGUAGUCUUUUUUAAUACGCUAUCUUUGUCGUUGCCCCUGUUUAAUGUGAGUGAGUGAGGUCUUUUGAACAAUGGGAAUUUUUUUGGGUGGCAAGCUGUGCCAUGUUUUAUUGGGGCCUUUUGUUUAGAUUUGACUAAAGACAAGUGAUUAGCACAUUUUAAUCGAUCUAUAUAGUUUUGUUUUGCGUA